CAACACGCACGAGCAUAGGAGCCGCGUUGGCGCAGGCCAGACAGCGCGCACAUUUCGUAUUAAUCGCCAGCAUGCAGUGGUGUCAGUGGUGGCGCGCCUCUGCACUGAUUUGGGCUGUAGCAGCAGCUGGCCCACUGCAACCAUUGCAGCGCUUGCGUCGCAUCGAUGCAACUGGGCGGCUACGCGACGGUAGCCGUCAAGUAAUUGCCGUACAAAAGCUGCGCGGCGGGUUUGGCGGCGGUCUGUUCGAGUCGUACACGAAUUUGCUCGCGAGAGCGCCUCUCCGCACGAAUAUGGUUACAGCCGCCUGCCUCGCCAUGACGUCGGAUGCAGUAGCGCAGCGGUUGUGCGUGGACACGGAAGCGAAGCUCGAUGAGUGUGCAGUGUACGAUUACCCGCGGACGGCCUGGAUCGCCCUGUGGGGCUCCGUCGUGAGCGGCGCCAUGCUCCAGCAGUGGUUUGUGCUGCUCCGGUGGCUGUUCCCGCUCUACAAGACGAGCAACUGGCAGCUGGCGGGAAAAGUGUUCGUCAAUCAGCUUGUUAUGUCACCGGGUCUUAACGCGGGCUUCUUCGCAUUCGUGAUCCUCACCCGUGAUCCUCCAGUAUUGCGCUUCAACGCCGAGAAGCGACGCGAGUACGGCCGGAAGAUACGGGCCGAUUUACCAGCGACUUGCCUCCGCUCUUGCGUCUACUGGAGUAUCGUCCAAACGUUUAAUUUCCGGCUCCUGCCGCCAAAGUACACCGUGAUCGCGACGAGCGCCGCCUACUUGGUGUGGACCGUCUACCUGUCGCUCGUCGCGAACAUCAGGCGGGGCUAGUUGUUGUUUAAGUCAUUAACUCUU
Messenger RNA from Pelagomonas calceolata, 842 nucleotides. The record is from the annotation of a GenBank genome assembly. NCBI's taxonomy places the organism in Eukaryota, Pelagophyceae, Pelagomonadales, Pelagomonadaceae.